CUUUCCUCUCCCAAGAGCUAAAAGAGAGCAAGGAGGAAACAACAGCAGCUCCAACCAGGGCAGCCUUCCUGAGAAGAUGCAACCAAUCCUGCUUCUGCUGGCCUUCCUCCUGCUGCCCAGGGCAGAUGCAGGGGAGAUCAUCGGGGGACACGAGGCCAAGCCCCACUCCCGCCCCUACAUGGCUUAUCUUAUGAUCUGGGAUCAGAAGUCUCUGAAGAGGUGCGGUGGCUUCCUGAUACGAGAGGACUUCGUGCUGACAGCUGCUCACUGUUGGGGAAGCUCCAUAAAUGUCACCUUGGGGGCCCACAAUAUCAAGGAACAGGAGCGGACCCAGCAGUUUAUCCCUGUGAAAAGAGCCAUGCCCCACCCAGCCUAUAAUCUUAAGAACUUUUCCAGUGACAUCAUGCUACUACAGCUGGAGAGAAAGGCCAAGCGGACCAGAGCUGUGCAGCCCCUCAGGCUACCUAGCAACAAGGCCCAGGUGAAGCCAGGGCAGGCAUGCAGUGUGGCCGGCUGGGGGCAGACGGCCCCCAUGGGAAAAUACUCACACACACUACAAGAGGUGAAGAUGACAGUGCAGGAAGAUCGAAAGUGCGAAUCUGAGUUACGCCAUUAUUACAACAGUACCAUUGAGUUGUGCGUGGGGGACCCAGAGAUUAAAAAGGCUUCCUUUAAGGGGGACUCUGGAGGCCCUCUUGUGUGUAACAAGGUGGCCCAGGGCAUUGUCUCCUAUGGACGAAACAAUGGCAUGCCUCCACGAGUCUGCACCAAAGUCUCAAGCUUUGUACACUGGAUAAAGAAAACCAUGAAACGCCACUAACUACAGGAAGCAAACUAAGCCCCCGCUGUGAUGAAACACCUUCUCUGGAGCCAAGUCCAGAUUUACACGGGGAGAGGUGCCAGCAACUGAAUAAAUACCUCUUAGCUGAGUGGAAAA
Molecule: messenger RNA, 937 nt
Organism: Gorilla gorilla gorilla (western lowland gorilla)
Lineage: Eukaryota; Metazoa; Chordata; Mammalia; Primates; Hominidae
Gene: GZMB
Product: granzyme B
Exons: 5
Coding region: 77-820 (247 amino acids)
Biological process (GO): proteolysis
Cellular component (GO): intracellular membrane-bounded organelle; cytoplasm
Molecular function (GO): serine-type endopeptidase activity
Source: RefSeq, a predicted model, not a curated record